AUGGGCAAUGCAUUUGUGAAGCAAGAAAAGUGGGAUGAAGCCAUAACAUGCUACAACAGAGCUAUUGAAUUGGUAAAGGAUGAUGCUAUAUAUUAUGCCAACAGAGGCUUGUGCUAUCUCAAAAAAGAUAGCCUACACCAAGCGGAGACUGACUGCACAGAAGCACUUAAGCUUGAUCCCACAUAUGUUAAGGCCCUACAAAGACGCGCCACGGCCAGGGAACGCCUGGGCUCUCUCCGUGCAGCCUCUAAUGACUUAAAUGAAGUUCUGAAACUAGAGCCAAAUAAUAUAGCGGCCAAAAAGCAACUGGAGGCAAUUAAGGCCCGAAUGGGAACGAAAGGCUCAAAAUCUAAAUCUUCACCAACAUCUGAAUCUAAAUUAUUCAAGGAUAUACUGAAGCCCAAGGUUCAGCCAAAGAUUAUAGAGUUGCCUGAUGAACCAUUGAAAAAACAGGAAUUGAGUGCACUGGAUAAAUGGAAAUCUGGGCUGGGAGAGGAUAUCACUGUUAUGAGACCAGUAAAAAAACCUCCCCAUUUACGAUCAAAGAGAGCAUUAAAGUCUAUCCCCAUACAAGAAAUACCACUUGGAAAAUCUUCACCUGAAAAGCCCCUGACUGGAAUGAAGAUCAUUGAGAUAGAAGAUAGUUUAUGCCAAGGGGAUACAAAUAACAAUGACUCAAACAAAAUUAAAAAUAGAUUGGAAGAAACAAAUAGAGGUAUUAAAGUUAAAGGAGAAGGAGACACAAAAUUAACUAGCCCUGAGUCAUUAAAGCUGAUUACAGAUUCAGUGGUAACAGAGAAAGAGAUAUGUGUUCAUAAUUUGGUACCACCAGUGAAUAGUGUUCAAUUUAUGUCUGAGUGGAAGAAUCUUAAGGGUCAAGGUGCAGCAAGAAGCAAAUAUUUAAGUAUUAUCGAGCCAGGAAAAAUUCCCUUGAUCUUUGAUAAUGCCCUAGAAAGUGACGUAUUGUCGGAAAUACUUCGAAUUCUGUAUGAAGAUAAGGAAAAGUUUAGUGAAAAAUCUAUAACGGCUUAUCUUAAAGGUCUGUGUAAAGUGAAAAGAUUUUCUGCCUUGGCCAUGUUCCUGUCAACUAGUGAUAAACAAUUAUUAAACAAUUUGUUGGAGCACUGUAAAACGGUGGAAAAAUGUAGAGAAGAAGAAAUCCAUGAACUGAAGAACAAAUUUGAACUUUGA
Molecule: messenger RNA, 1191 nt
Organism: Parnassius apollo (apollo)
Lineage: Eukaryota; Metazoa; Arthropoda; Insecta; Lepidoptera; Papilionidae
Source: the annotation of a GenBank genome assembly